UGUAAACUCGUUGGCCUCAGCAGAAGUUGUAUGAUCGAACAUCGGCCAUUGGCGGCAAUGGCUUCGAGAUUUGGCAGGAGGCAACAGCUAUUUCAGAGUACGGCCGGUUUUCCAUGGCCCAGAAAUCGGCUUCGCUUCAGAUUUUCUUCCCGGAGGGUCAUCAAUACGAUCCUCAUAUGUCUCGCCUUGCUUGCUAUUUUGCCUCCACUUUUCUUUCACUUCCGACUUAGAAGACUUCAUCAGAUGCAAUUGAGGAAAUGUUCUUGGCUUAAUGAUCCUCCCCUUGUAUGUGCGCAUGGGGGUGAUUCAUCUAAGGCUUUUCCUAACACGAUUGCUGCAUAUGCCUCUGCUCUCCGUUCUCAAGUGGACUGCAUUGAGAUUGAUGUAUCUCGUUCUUCAGAUGGAGUUUUGUUUGCUCUCCAUGAUAGGGAUUUGCAACGGAUAUCAAGAAACGCUACAUCUAAGGUUGGGCACUUGAGCGCAAAUCAGAUAAGAGAGCUUAGUGCUUUGACCCAAUCUCUGGAGAAGUUCAAUGAUGAUGGUGUAGCUACCGUUGAAGAGGCACUGAAGUUGACUGCUAAUUCAGUGAGGCAGAUAAUCCUAGAUGCUAAGGUUGGGCCUCCAUUAUAUGAAAAAGGGCUUGCUAGAGACAUUCUAUCAGCUGUGGAGAAGACAGACUGUGGAAACUGCCUUGUAUGGGCUAAAAGCGAUACUUUAGCCAGGGAUGUGAUUAAACUGUCGUCAGAUAUCACAGUAGGCUACAUUGUUUUGAUAGACCGAUCCACUGGGGCUAGGACAAAUUUGUUGAGGAUUAAAGAUGCUGAGGUUGUUGGUGUCUACCAUCCGUUGAUUGAUGAAAAGCUUGUUAAAAUCUUGCACAGGAGGAAGAAGAGGGUAUACGCCUGGACAGUUGAUGAUGAAGAAUCCAUGCAAAGGAUGUUGUCUGAACAUGUUGAUGCUAUUGUUACAAGCAAUCCUACUUUACUUCAACGUGUGAUGCAAGAUACCAGAACUCAAUGUCUCGUAGAAGGUUACUCAUUAUCACAUUAAUAUUUUAUCCAAUAAACAUAUGUCUAACAAUACCCAGUUUAUGUUGCAAAUAUUAGAACUAAUAUGUAACCGUCCAUUCUUCUUUUGGCUGCCUCAAUUGACCAAACUCGAAGAAAAGUAUAGAAAAAAAAUAUACAUGUGGGAUUAUUAACAAAUUACUUCCCUAUUGAACGUGUGAUGCUAUUGUUAAUUGAAACCGAAGGUUCUAGUAUAUGAUCAAGCAACAAUUCUCCAUUCA
This is a messenger RNA of Prosopis cineraria, 1288 nucleotides long. RefSeq names its product glycerophosphodiester phosphodiesterase GDPD4. The record is from RefSeq and is a predicted model, not a curated record. NCBI's taxonomy places the organism in Eukaryota, Viridiplantae, Streptophyta, Magnoliopsida, Fabales, Fabaceae. Bases 31 to 1050 code for a protein of 339 amino acids. Gene Ontology annotation, biological process: lipid metabolic process. The transcript has 9 exons. Gene Ontology annotation, molecular function: phosphoric diester hydrolase activity.